Messenger RNA from Ichthyophthirius multifiliis, 750 nucleotides. RefSeq names its product Ras-related protein ric2, putative. Gene Ontology annotation, molecular function: GTP binding; GTPase activity. The transcript has 3 exons. The record is from RefSeq and is a predicted model, not a curated record. NCBI's taxonomy places the organism in Eukaryota, Ciliophora, Oligohymenophorea, Hymenostomatida. The annotation marks the transcript as partial. Gene Ontology annotation, cellular component: endosome.
GAAAAUAAAAAUAUAUAUUUAUAAAAAAAAUAUAUAUAUACAUAUAUAUAAUUUUUAAAUAUAUAAAAUGUAAGUACAAGUUUAAGGUUUUUAACCAUUAUAUGACUAUUUGAUUAAAAUAGUUUUAGUAGGUGAUUCAGGAGUAGGAAAAAGCAAUAUUUUAAGUAGGUUUACUAGAGAUCAAUUUUAAAUAGAUAAUUGUUCUACAAUAGGAGUGGAAUUUGGAUAACGUAUAAUAACAACAGAAAAUAAAAUAAUAUAGACAUAAAUAUGGGAUACAGCAGGAACUGAAAAAUUUCAAUCUAUAACAUAAUAGUUUUUUAGAGGUGCUUUAGGAGUACUUUUAAUAUAUGAUAUUACAAAACAAGCAUCAUUUUAACAAUGUGAAAAACUUUUUUAAUAAAUAAAAGAUAAUGUUGAAGAUCAUACUCAAAUAUUAUUAGUAGGAAAUAAAACCGAUAUUUCAAAUUUAAGAACAGUAAGUAAAUAAGAAGGAUUAGAAUUCGCUAAAACGCAUAAAAUAUAAUUUAUUGAAGUUAGCGCUUUAGAAAAUAUCAAUAUUGACUAAGCAUUUAUGAUUGUUGUUUAAUAAAUAUAUGAACUAUGUUAAAAAAGUUAUGUAACUGUAGAAACAGAUAAAAAAAUUUAAUUAAAAGAUAAUGUCGACAAAAUAAAAAUAGCACAUUGUUGCACUAAUGGAGUUUCAUGAUAUAUUUUUGUUUGUUUGAAUUUUAAAUAUUCAUACUAUAG